UCAUUGGCCAGUCCACUUGGGGCUCCUGCAGUUUUCCUGGGAUAUUGUGAUGAGCCCUUUUCGACUUCAGCUGUUUAGAGCGGUGGAGUUGAAUUACAGUUACUGUAUACAAAUGUUUCUUUGUAAUCUCCAGAGCCUUUUGUACUGGAUGUUUACCCUAUAACCUGGUUAGUUAUGAGUGUUCAGUUUGACUUCAGGGCGUUGAUGCUUUUAUGUUUACCUUGGGAAGAAUGCGAACGUGUGCGAGUGAGAAAGCGGCUGUGUGAAGAGAAGGAGCAACUCGAAACAGCCUGGUUUGGACAGCGGCGCGGAGCCUCGCCUCUCAGUCUCGCUGCUGCCUGCUCACAGUCAGUUUGAGUGUGUCUUGGAGAGAUGUCUUACGGAGCAAACCAGAGCCUGGAAUCUUACUGCGACUCCAGCCCACCCAGAGCCGCGGAUAUUUUAAAAAAUUUAAGUGUGCCUGCUAUCAUUCUGUACAGUGUUCUCACUCUAAUGACUUUAAUUGCAAAUCUGGUGUAUUUUGAGGAAGUUAUCUACCUACUAAGGAACGUCCCUGCCACAAACAGGAGAGCGACUAUUAUGUGGGUCAGCGGAGUUUCAUCUGUGGUGGCAACUACAUCUUGUGUUGGGAUGUGGAUUCCUCUAGCAUCAAUGAUCACAGAUUUGACAACAGCAGCGUAUUUUGCAAUUGCAUUCUACAAGUUCCAGGAGAUGAUGAUAGAAGAAUUUGGUGGAGAUGAGGCCUUCUUGAUGCAUUUUGAAAAUACACCGAUGACGUUCAGUACAGGACCCUGCUGUUGUUGCUGUCCAUGUUUACCAACUGCAAAAACUUCAAGGCGCCUGAUGUUCAUACUGAAAUUGGGAACAUUUCAGUUUGCUUUCUUACAGCCAGUCCUAAUGAUCUUCACAUUAGUCCUUUGGGUUAAUGGGACGUUCAUCCCAGAUGAUUUUUCUCCUAGUGGACCUGCAUUAUGGAUUAAUAUUUCCCUUGGUGUCUCCACAGUGUUUGCACUGUGGCCACUUUCAAUUGUAUUUUACAAAGUCAAAGGUGAACUUAAAAAUCAGAAGAUAAUGCCCAAGUUCCUCCUUUUUAAGAUUUCAUUCAUUCUUGAUCAGCUGCAAGGUGUAAUUAUCAAUGCAACAGUAUCAGCAGGUGGCAUAGCCUGUGCACCUCCGUUUUCACCUGCAGCCAGAGGAGCAUACAUGAAUCAGCAGCUUCUCAUAAUGGAAAUGUUUCUUAUCACUGUAUUAUCACAAAUCUACUACAGGAGGAAAUACAAUGUAUAAAAAAAUGGAUGAAAUGCAGCCUGCAGUAAAAGCACAAAAUGGUCAAAACCACGUUAAUGGUACCAUAACAGAAGGUGAAAGCUCAAAUGUGUAAGGUAAUAAUAAAACACCUUCCUCAUGACAAGGAUUCAUGUUACGUCAUCAGUUAUUUCUCAGCACUUGUUUAGGCCUUUUCCAAUUACUACCCUGUCAACCUAAUAGCUCCAAUAUAUUUGUUUUGAUGCUCAGCAAUAUUAACACUUACAAGAACAAGGGGGAUCAACCGAGGGUUUUGUGUCCACAAGUGACCUUUUAGAGUCAUUCUUGGCUGCUGUGUGGUGAUACCAGUGAGCGUUGUGAACAGGAAAGGAGGGAAGGGAAAUGACCCAGCGAUCUGAGCCAUGGCCAAACUGGCAGUAUUUGUGGGAAUGUUUUAGAUUUAGUAGGGUUUGGGGAAGAGAUGUUUCACUGGGGUGAUGGCAAGCCUCCUUUAAUAAUUGUGCUCCUUUGCUGCAGUUAUCUGGGAGUUUAGAACAUGCCAGAUGAUUCCAACAAUGGAUUGGACAUGGUUCUCAAAGCUGUAGAAAUGAGCAUGUUAAUUUCUCAGCAGGUUCACUCACAUAGUGCGUGCGGAUGAGUUAUGGCUGAUUCCCUGGUUAGGUGCUGCCAGUAAGAUGCAGUGUUUGUGAAUUGCAUUGGACAGGAAAUUAGAAGUCUGUAGCCUAGAUUUUUGGUUUAUUAAUUCAAGUGGAUGGAAGAUCUGGGCCAUGGGCCUGUAUUUUCCUGAUCAGCAUUCCUUAUGAAUACAAUUUCUUCAAUAGAUCACUGCUUCAGGGGGUCCCUCCAACUGAAAGGUAAAUGCAGGGCUAAAUAACUCACAGCUGGGCCGAAACUCAGGAUGCUACUUGACUCUUAUACAGGCUUCUAGCUUUGGAAAAUGAAUUGAGAUCAUUGUUUAUCUUUACAGAGUAUCAUACUGAAGGCGAAACAUACUUGGUGAUUAUUAAUGUGCAUUCACCCAAUUCAGUGUGUGAAAAAUGUCUCAACUUUGGUAACUAACUGUAGGAGUCCAAACUUAACACAUUCCAGAAGUUAAGAAAAUAUUUGUCAAACUGUAAAUUUUUCCUCAAAAAGCACAAGAUUCAUUAUAUUUUUGUUCAAGGACCACAUUUUUUUUCUGAGGUUCUCUUGUGGAAUUUCAAAAUCAGUAGUCCCCCGGGGCUGGAUAAUACAUUCUUCCACUGGCUUGUUUGAGAGCAGAGAAGCACGUAACAUUUAGCAGGUAUUGUACUCCUCAUCCAAAAGCCAGCCCUUUCCCCUCCCGGAACCAGAUGGGGAACAGGGACCCAUCAAGUGGUCCACCCACAUUUGCACCUUUGACACCCUUAAGAGUCCAAUUAAUGACCACUUAAGGCACCUAAACCCAGAGGGGAGAGGCUAAUACCAGUCAGGAAACCUGGCCACUUUAGUUGUGUGCGUCGGUGUUGCGCAGGGCAGGCAUGGGGUUAGGUGGUGGGGAGAAGCCUCCGCAGGCACCCUGUGCCAAACAAAGGCCUACCCGUCCACCCCCCAAGUCAAUCCUCACAUCUCACUCGGCGUCUUGAAUGUGGUCACUCAUAGUCCCUCUGCCUUAAUACUGCCCCCACCUAGCUAAGGUCCUGCCAACAUGACCUGGCAAUGCCUUGGACAUAACUAUCAGUCAAGGCUCCUUGAUGUGGUGGGCUUCCUAUAGUCCUGGUGGCACUGCUGGGAGUUUCUGCCAUCGAAUUGGCCAGUAACUGUCUAACAUGUGACUUCCUCCUGAGACAGAUAGAUGAAAGUCCACUUUCCAAACGCAAUACUGUUCACACUGUAAGAUGGAUGGGCAACAACUGUUAGGGUUCUGGCAGAGUGAGAGAAGACCCAGGACUUGGGUAACCUGUUAGAGGCUUACCAAGAUCUGAAUUUUAGUUUUUAAGAGAUGGCACCAAAAGAAGCUUUUAUAAAUUAAUUAGACAAAUUCCUAAGACCUGCAAAAUAGCAUGGAGGAAGAAGCAAAUUCCAUGAAAAGCUAGUUUACUUCAUUACAUGAAAAUGCUAUAAUUGUCAUUGAGCUAUACAUUGAAAACAUUUUAUACAAUGUGCAUACAGUGAGAGACUGAUAAUUUGUAUAUUAAAGCUAACUGUAAAUUAGAUCUUUUUGUACAAAAAUUGAAUGUUAAUUUAAACCACUUCAUAGUGCAGUAUCUUGGCAUGGGAACCAGCAUUAUCAGAAAUUAUUAAGUCUUUAUCCCAUCAUCACAAGCAUCACAAGUUUUACAGAACUAAUUGUUGAAGCCUGAUGCAAAAUAAAUGUGCACAGUUUCACUAUAUUAUGUCUUCACAGUUAUAUACUGUAAUGAUCCCCAGAAAAACAGAAAUGGUAUUUAAAUUAACAUGUUUGCAGAAUUGUUUUGCAAAUUUAAAUGGAAGAUACUGACUAUGGCAGCAUAUGAAAAACAAGUGCAAACAGUAUGUGAAUGAAGUGUUAAGUGAUCCACUGUUUGAUACUUAUUAUUUCGACACAUCUCUUAUCCAUGUGUCGUUAACUUAUAUGUACAACAUUAAUUUUGUGCCUUUUUAAUAAACUAAAACCAAUUCAUUUUAA
This is a messenger RNA of Rhincodon typus (whale shark), 3892 nucleotides long. Its product is annotated as organic solute transporter subunit alpha-like. The coding region runs from base 373 to 1287 and encodes 304 amino acids. Gene Ontology annotation, molecular function: transporter activity. The record is from RefSeq and is a predicted model, not a curated record. Gene Ontology annotation, cellular component: endoplasmic reticulum membrane; plasma membrane. Gene Ontology annotation, biological process: bile acid and bile salt transport. The transcript has 8 exons. Lineage: Eukaryota; Metazoa; Chordata; Chondrichthyes; Orectolobiformes; Rhincodontidae.